Messenger RNA from Hansenula ciferrii, 1257 nucleotides. Its product is annotated as nicotinamide/nicotinic acid mononucleotide adenylyltransferase. The transcript has a single exon. NCBI's taxonomy places the organism in Eukaryota, Fungi, Ascomycota, Saccharomycetes, Phaffomycetales, Wickerhamomycetaceae. The record is from RefSeq and is a predicted model, not a curated record. Gene Ontology annotation, biological process: NAD+ biosynthetic process. Gene Ontology annotation, molecular function: nicotinate-nucleotide adenylyltransferase activity; nicotinamide-nucleotide adenylyltransferase activity. The coding region runs from base 1 to 1257 and encodes 418 amino acids.
AUGGAUCCAACAAGAGCUCCUGAUUUCAGACCACCUUCUGCUAAACCUGCAAAUGACCCACCAUUAGCCCCUUCAUCUCAAAUCCCAAAAGCUGCUCCAAUUCAACCUUAUGUAUUAGCUGAUUAUCCAAAUAAAAUUGAUGCUCCAAUUAAACCUCGUCAACAUAAACAUAAUAGUCAUCAUCAUCAUAAAUCUCAUCAUCAAUCUACAACAACAAGUCAAGCUUCUUCUAUUGUUCAAUCUCCAAAUUUAAGUGAUACAAAUACUCCAAGAUCUUCAAUUCCAAGAAUACCUGCUGAAUUUCAACCUUUAUCAAGUGCAGAAAAUUCUUCAUCUGAAGAAGAUGAUCAUAUUGAUAAGUUUACCCUAGACGAAUCAAAAGAUGAUAACAACAACCUAAGUAUCUUGGAUGGAAUUCAAUCUUAUCAAACUGCUGAUUUAGAAGAAGUUCCUCAUGGUGUUGUAAGACAAGCUAAAAAAUUAGAAAGUUAUGAAUUCCCAACUCAUAGAUUAAUUCCAAAAUUGAAAAAUCCAAAUAAACAUCCAUUAGUUAUAGUUGCUUGUGGUUCUUUUUCACCAAUUACUUAUUUACAUUUAAGAAUGUUUGAAAUGGCAUUAGAUGCUAUAAGAGAACAAACAAGAUUUGAAGUUGUUGGAGGUUAUUAUAGUCCUGUUAGUGAUAAUUAUAAAAAAAGAGGUUUAGCUUCAUCAUAUCAUAGAGUUAGAAUGUGUGAAUUAGCUUGUGAAAGAACAAGUAGUUGGUUAAUGGUUGAUGCAUGGGAAUCUUUACAACCUACAUAUACAAGAACUGCAAAAGUUCUUGAUCAUUUUAAUGAAGAAAUAAAUAUUAAAAGAGGUGGUAUAUUAACUUCUGAUGGUACCAAGAGAGGUGUUAAAAUAAUGUUAUUAGCUGGAGGUGAUUUAAUUGAAAGUAUGGGUGAACCAAAUGUAUGGGCUGAUGAUGAUUUAAAUCAUAUUUUAGGUCGUUAUGGUUGUUUAAUUGUGGAAAGAACUGGUAGUGAUGUUAGAUCUUUCCUGUUAUCUCAUGAUAUAAUGUAUGAACAUAGAAGAAAUGUUCUUGUCAUCAAACAAUUAAUUUAUAAUGAUAUUAGUUCAACAAAAGUGAGAUUAUUUAUAAGAAGAGGAAUGUCUGUUCAAUAUUUAUUACCAAAUAGUGUUAUUAGAUAUAUUCAAGAACAUGGGUUAUAUAUUAAUGAUCCUGAACCUGUUAAGCAAGUUUUAGAUUCAAAAGAUUAA